AUGACUAAAAAUUCUAAUCUCUUCUUGAUUAUCGCUUUAAUUUUGGUUUAUUCUCAUCCUCUACUGGAGCUUCAACGACAAUUCUUAAAAAGCGCGACAGUUGGCCACAAGUCUCAGCAUGUGCAACUUAUAAAAUUGAUCCAGAAUGUUUUCUUUUCGGUGAAUUCACUUUUACACAACUUCCAUCAAAAUCACUCUCCAUCUACUCCGAUCAAAGUUUUGAAGCCGAGAUUCACAGUCAAUGUACCACUAGGUGGAAGUUCUCCUAUUCAAUUGGAUGUAUACGACAUUGCUCUUCAAUCCGAUUUAGAUUCUGGCGUGAAAAAUGUUCUUGACGCUUGGUUUAGAAUUUCUGAUCCUAGUACUUUCUUGUGCAGCGCUCUAAUUGCUCCUUCGUAG
This is a messenger RNA of Ambispora gerdemannii, 399 nucleotides long. Lineage: Eukaryota; Fungi; Glomeromycota; Glomeromycetes; Archaeosporales; Ambisporaceae. The record is from the annotation of a GenBank genome assembly.